Molecule: messenger RNA, 732 nt
Organism: Electrophorus electricus (electric eel)
Lineage: Eukaryota; Metazoa; Chordata; Actinopteri; Gymnotiformes; Gymnotidae
Gene: cartl
Product: cocaine- and amphetamine-regulated transcript-like
Biological process (GO): adult feeding behavior; G protein-coupled receptor signaling pathway; cellular response to starvation
Molecular function (GO): neuropeptide hormone activity
Source: RefSeq, a predicted model, not a curated record
UGUUAGGAUUCGUUGACCUCACACCUCUGUACUCCGAAGCCGUGAGCAACUCGUCUCAGGACCAUGGAGAGCUCUGGGAUUCUGACCGGAUUUUUGCUCUUCGGUCUUUUCACCGUCAUGUGCAACGGACAAGUGUCAUCCAUAGAAGACGCCGAUAACGCUAACGCGGACCAGGAAAAGGAACUUGUUGAAGCAGUGCAGGAACUCCUAGGUGGGAUGCGUGACAGGCUCCCAGCAGCAGAAAAGCGUGGAAUUCCAAGGUGUGCGGUGGGGUCCCGUUGUGCAAUGAGGCUGGGUCCACGCUUUGGUCAGCUCUGUGAAUGUGGCCGAGGAACCUAUUGCAACUCCUAUCUCCUCAAAUGCAUCUGAAAGAGUGCAGCUUUGUGAUCCACGACUGCCUGAAAUGCACGACACCUCGCUUUACCAUGUACAUGUUCUAAAUUUACAUAUUCGCAGGAAACAUGGAUUACUCUUAGAAUGAAGCUCUUAGCAUCUUAGCCUUAUUUAACUAGUUAGCCUGGGUUUUCUUUUUCUUUCUUUUUUGAAAACUUGCAUACUUUUUCAUGUAAUGUUUUUGUUUCUUAACAUUUUUUAACUAUAAUCAGUGUGCCAUAUUUGUGCAGCAAAAAGUUAAAAUUGUACAAAAUUGGUGUAGAAUUAGCAACACAAACUGAAUGUGUGUUUUUGUUUUCAUGCAAAAUGUAAAUAAAAUGUCUUUCGAUAUUUCAAUUA